Messenger RNA from Diaporthe batatas, 2391 nucleotides. RefSeq lists its product as uncharacterized. Gene Ontology annotation, molecular function: carbohydrate:proton symporter activity. The record is from RefSeq and is a predicted model, not a curated record. Bases 749 to 2329 code for a protein of 526 amino acids. Gene Ontology annotation, biological process: transmembrane transport; carbohydrate transport. Lineage: Eukaryota; Fungi; Ascomycota; Sordariomycetes; Diaporthales; Diaporthaceae. The transcript is spliced from 4 exons. Gene Ontology annotation, cellular component: membrane.
GAAACUAUGGCUCCACGCCUGCUUCCGAGAUUAUCCCUCCAUUUCCCCUUUGGGACAUCCUUUGGCUUUCUGUUUCAUGCUGUCCUACACCAACAUGCAUUUCCACACAUACGCUCGAGAGCUUCCUUUUCUUUGGAAUUUCUGGGGCCCCGCACGUGCGAAACUGAAUCGUGCAUGCCCGUUGCCUGUACUCUUGCGCAGCUGCAGUGCUGCUUCUGGUGCUGGCUGUCAGACUAUUGCUGCUGUUGUCACGCCGUGCGCCUGUCUAACCGCCCUGUCUGUCCGGUCUAACGUGGUGCGGCCAGCCUCAGCCGUCCCCCCCCUGCAAACCCCCCUGACUACCUAGGUACCCAGUCUCGGGCCCUCUCCAGCAGUCAACGUAGGGCUGGAUGUAGGUCCGGAGAUACUCUACAUACGUACUGUACCUGUACCGUACCGGGCUCAGACUUGACUUACACAUACAUGAUGAACAUGUUCGUCGUCUGAUCUGCCCCUCGACUCAGGGCUUUGGUUCAUAUACGUAUAUAUAAACAUUCCCAUCGCCGCCUCACUACCCCGGAUUUUAACUCUGCAAGUGCUCAGACCUCAUCUCAUCAAGCACGGGCUUCUUUUUUUCUUGUCUCCUUCCCUUCCAGCUUGUCUCUCUCUGUUCCUGUCCAAUCUGUGAAUUCUAGCCUCACGGCAUCUUGCCCUCUCACCCCUCCACCUCAACCACAGUCCGGCAGGCUCUAUUGCCUGAACUGUCACCAUGAGUCCAGCUAUGAGCAUAGACACGGACGACCAGAAGAAUGGUAUCGAGAAGACCGAUGUCCUCGGAGUCAUGCAUCAUGAGGAACCUCCGCAACCUGUCAUCGCCGAGGGCAACGCCGUCAAUCCCUUCCUGAUCUUCGCUUGUGUAACAUUCGCCGCCGCCUCGUUUCUGUUCGGAUACGACGACAAGGUCAUCUCACCAAUCAUCGCCCUGAAGCCAUUUGUCGAGAAAUACCAGGGAAUAAACGAAUCAACAGGAGAGUUCGUCUUCACGGCCCGGAACCAGUCGCUACUACUGUCCAUCCCUCUGGUCGGAUCCAUCAUUGGCGCUCUUUUCGCAUACCCCCUGAACAACUACCUCGGCCGGAAAUGGCCUCUCCUCAUUGCCUACGUCGUCUCAGUCGGCGGCACACUCCUACAGAUCUUCGCCCCUAACCUGGGCGCCUUCGUCGGCGGCCGUUCUAUUGUCGCCAUCUCAAUGGGUAUCGCCAACGCAACCGCGCCCCUGUACCUCUCCGAGGUCGUCCCCGUCGCCAUCCGAGGCCGUGUCGUCGCCUGUAUCAACAUCAUGAACCUGCUCUCUGGAGUCGUUGCGACCUGCGUCGUCUUCGCCACGAGCACCCGCACAGAUGCGCUGUCCUACGAGGUUCCGCUGGCCGUCCAGUGUGCCCUUCCCGCCCUUCUCAUCCCGCCCACCCUCGUCCUGCCCGAGUCCCCCCAGUGGCUCAUCGGCAAGGACAAGUUCGACCAGGCCCUCUCCGCCCUCCGCAAGCUCCGUGGCAACUCGGAUGCCGAGGUCGCCGACGAGCUCCGCGUCAUGAAGCUCUGCCAGGAUAACGAGCGCUCCCUUACCGACGACGUGUCAUUCUGGAACAUCUUUGACCGCCAGAACAUCAAGCGCACCAUCACCGCCGGCUCCUUCUUCUCCUUCAACCAGAUCUCUGGCGUCUUCCUCUCCACCACCUACGCCACCGUCUUCCUUCAGGACAUCAACGUCGCCUCGCCCUUCGCCCUUACCAUCAUCGCCGCCUGCUGCACCCUGGCCGGCUGCUGCAUCGCCCCGCUGGUCAUUGAGAGGCUCGGCCGUCGCCCCCUCGCCAUGGGCGGCAUGAGCAUGCUCUUCAUCCUCGACGUCAUCGCCGGUGGCCUCGCAUUCCGCAUCUCGGAGCCCUCUUUCGCCAUCGGUGUUGCCGCUUGCUCCUUCAUGUUCAACUUCUUCUGGGGCGCCUCCUUCUACUCCCUGUCCAACGUCAUGCCCUCCGAGAUCCCCACCACAAAGCUGCGAAGCUACACCAUGUCUUACACCAUCGCCUGGGCCCAGACCACCGCCGUCAUCACGACUGUCGUUGUGCCACAGCUCAGCGCCGCAGAUGGAGCCGGUCUUGGUGCCAAGACAUAUCUCGUCUUUGCCGGAUGUAUGGUGGGAGUUAUUACCUUUGUCUACUUCCUGCUCCCCGAGACGAGAGGCAGGACCUUCGCCGAGAUCGACGAGAUGUACGACGCCAAGAUCCCAAUGUGGAAGUGGAGGAAGUACGAGACAUCUACGACGGCAAAGACGGCCAAGAAGAUCGAGAUUUAGAUUUGAGGUGUAUGAUAAUAGAAGAGGAACACUAUGUGUUUGUAUUAUAUGUAUUUGAUGAA